AUUUUGUGAAUUUUAUUUUUUGUUUAUAUUUUCAAAUUUUUUAAUUGGAUCGAAUUUAUCUUAACAAUGGGGAAUUGUUAUAGUGCUAAAAAAAUUGUAAAAGACUCUCCGAUUUCAAUCUCAGAACUCGAUAAUUUGAAAUCCAACAAGCAUAUACAAAUAUCCGAAAAUCCACAACUUAGUUACAUGGAAGAUUGCAUGCUAGCAAAUAGAGAGGAUCAAUAUGGUGGGAAAAUUUAUUAUGGAUUUUUAUCACAACAGCGAAUUUUAUUAAAGUUGAUCGAUCCGAAAGAAAAGGAAUUAAUGGAAAGAGAAGAAGACAUGCUGUCAUUGUUAUCUCAUGAAAAUAUCGCAAGAAUUUUUUAUCCAUUGAGACUUACUGAAAAGGAUAUGUUUUAACGAUGGAGUUUGUUGGUAAAAAUAUAAAAGCAUUAAUUCCAAUUUUAAAUGACUUGGAAAAGAAAGUCAUCAUGUAUCAGUUGUCAUGUGUUGUGUUUUAUCUUCAAGAAAGACAAAUUGCACAUCUUGGAUUAUCUCCAAAUAGUGUUUAUGUCGUGGAACAUUCAGGAAAUUUUAUUGUAAAACUAAUCAACUUCCAGUAUGCUCUACGAUUUAAUAACGACUUUGAAGCUCUUGAGGCCGAAUAUUUUAUUGAUGGAUUUUCAUCACCAGAAGUUAUUCAAGAAUUUUCAGAAAAAAUUGCUUACUUGUCAUCAGACAUUUAUUCCCUUGGUUGUCUCUUUUUCUACAUCAUAUCCGGUGGGUUCCAAAUGAUACAAAUUAAAUAUUCGGGUCAGGAUGAAAAGAUUUAUACGAGACUGAAUAUGAUUAAAGAAGAUGAAACAUUUAAGAUCCUUUGCAAGGAUUUGAUUCAAAAAAUGUUAGUUUUUGAACAAGACAAGAGAAUUUGUCCUCAUUUAGUUAAAAAUCAUCCCUGUUUCUGGGAAGCGAAAAAAAUUACAGAAUUUUUUAUUGAUACUGGAAUUUCAAUUGAAAAGGAUGCCGAUUAUUUUGACUUCUUGACCAAAAAUGGACAACAUGUAAUUGGUUCAGAUUGGACUAAAAACCUUGAAAAAAUUGUUCUUAAAGUCAUUCGAGAAAUGCGACAAAAGACUAUAAAAAGUUUUUCAAAUAAUGAUAGCCACAAUUUUGAAAGUGCUGGAUACUUGGUAAAGAUAAUUCGGAACUCUUUGGUACAUCCAACUGAUGACAGAAUAGUUGACAUUAUGGGUACAACUAAGGAAGAUCAGGUAAACUAUUGGAAUAAAAAAUUCCCUUAUUUACUUUGUUAUUUGUAUCAUAGUAAAUUUCAGUAUGCUUAAUUC
Molecule: messenger RNA, 1325 nt
Organism: Chironomus riparius
Lineage: Eukaryota; Metazoa; Arthropoda; Insecta; Diptera; Chironomidae
Source: the annotation of a GenBank genome assembly